Nicotiana tabacum (common tobacco) is the source of this 1886-nucleotide messenger RNA. Lineage: Eukaryota; Viridiplantae; Streptophyta; Magnoliopsida; Solanales; Solanaceae. The record is from RefSeq and is a predicted model, not a curated record.
UUGAUAUCCUUUUCCGGACUUCACUCCCCCAAGGCUCAGAUCUGCGAGAAAGUUUGUCCUAAUAUUGCCUAUCAAUGGCUUUGAACAGAGUAUUAUUCAAUUUGUUGUCUAUUGUUUGGCUUUUCAGACAGUACGUUCCCCGUAGCUUGUUUUCUCCGGUUUGAAAAAGUCAAGUUUAGCUACCUUAAUCAUAGAGUUCACCUUUCAGUUUUAUUUCUUGUUUAUUUUCGAGAUAUGCUGAUCUUAUAGUUUCUCAGGUUCUCUGUUUAGCAACACACUGCAGUGUUGAUUUGCAGGUUUUGUUAGAAUCGAUCUGCAGAAGCAUUCAGCUGUUUCUUUCCAGCUAAAUAUAUCAAGGAAAUCAAUUAAUAGAUAUGGCUUAUGUUGCUGUGAUUUCUCUUGCACGAACAUUGGAGGAACUCGUGCAGCAAAAGCCACAUUGGGUAAGUGGUGAUGAUGAAACAACAAAAAUGCUGGACACUUUCCGUGUUAGUCUUAAAAAUUUCCAAGACUUUCUUGAGAACACUAGCAAGAGAAGGCAACAUUGUGGAGAGAUUGAAGAAUUAGACAGAGAAAUUAGAACGGCAGUGGAAGAAGUAGAAGAUGUGAUCGAACUAAAGAUCUAUAAAACAAUGAAAAGAGAGGCGUUAUCCAAGACAUUGAGAACACUUGUAGAAAAGAUUGAAGCUCUAAAGAGGGGGGUCAUGGGAUGUAGGUUUGGUAAGAAUAAAGUCCUUCGUAAAACAAUGGAAGAAGAGGCAUUACACAAAACCUUGUCUCCACUUGUAGAAAAGAUUGAUGUUUUGGAGAGGAAUGUGAUGGGAAGUAGUUUUGGUAAAAAUGAAGUUCAAGGCUAUGUUGAUCCUACAAAUGACCAACUGCAAGUAGAAGCUUCAUCGUCUAGACGUGUAGCAAUACUGAAUCCAGAAAACAUUGUUGUGGGUCUUGAGGACGAUUUGAUGGAAAUCAAGAGAAGAUUAAUAGAGACCUCGUCUAAUCGAGAAAUUGUCCCAAUUCUGGGAAUGGGAGGGAUAGGCAAAACGACACUAGCUAGAAAAGCAUUUGACGAUCUUGAAGUCAGGCAUCACUUUGACAUCCAUGUUUGGGUGACAGUAUCUCAGCAAUAUCGGAUCAGAGAUCUAUUGUUGGAUAUUCAUUCUCGUAUUUCAGCUGAUCCGAUAAAACAAGGGACUAAUAGUGAUCAAUUGAUGGAUAAGAUAUACAAAGUGUUGAAGUGUCGGAGGUAUCUUCUUGUCAUGGAUGAUAUUUGGAGUUGUGACAACAUCUGGGAUAUAGUGUCAAGAACUUUUCCAGAAGACGAGAAUAGUAGUCGAAUUAUUUUGACUAGUAGGAUUAAUGAAGUGGCUAUGCAUGCUGACCCUAACUGCACUCCUUAUAAGAUGCACCUCUUGAAUUUUCACGAAAGUUGGAAGUUAAUACAUGACAAGGUGUUUGGGGUACAUCAACAUGUUUGUCCUCCUGAACUAGAGAAAAUCGGGAAGCAAGUAGCACAAAAUUGCCAAGGACUACCUUUAGCCCUUCUAGUGGUUGCGGGACAUCUCUCUAAAAUUGAUAGAACACGCAAAAGUUGGGAAGAUGUUUCCAAAAGUGUAAGUAACAUUCUUGUUAAUGAAUCAGAUAUAUGUCUGGGAGUGCUUGCUAUGAGUUACAAUUACUUGCCUUAUCAUCUUAGACCGUGUUUCCUUUACAUUGGAGUCUUUCCAGAAGAUAGGGAGAUUAACAUUAUGAAUUUGAUCAACUUAUGGAUUUCUGAGGGUUUUCUAGUGAAUAAGGGGCACAAAAGCUUGGAAGCAGUGGGAAGAGAUUGUUUGAAUGAUCUUGUUAGCAGGAAUCUGGUAAUGGUUAGAAGCAGGAANAUCUGUUAA